This is a messenger RNA of Melopsittacus undulatus (budgerigar), 1003 nucleotides long. It is a transcript of the gene MIXL1, whose product is annotated as Mix paired-like homeobox. Lineage: Eukaryota; Metazoa; Chordata; Aves; Psittaciformes; Psittaculidae. The coding region runs from base 1 to 723 and encodes 240 amino acids. Gene Ontology annotation, molecular function: DNA-binding transcription activator activity, RNA polymerase II-specific; RNA polymerase II cis-regulatory region sequence-specific DNA binding. The record is from RefSeq and is a predicted model, not a curated record. The transcript is spliced from 2 exons. Gene Ontology annotation, biological process: endoderm development; endoderm formation; regulation of transcription by RNA polymerase II.
AUGGCCGCGCUGCGCUUCGGGGAGCCCCCGGCCGAGCCGCCCCCCUUCCCCGCAGGCAGGUGGCCGGGGGGCAGCGGGCCCGGCUCGGCCUCGCCCGCCCUGAGGGCGCUUCCCCCGGCGGAGCCGUCAGAGGGUGCACCGGCGGCCUCGCAGCGUCGGAAGCGGACCAGCUUCACGGCGGCGCAGCUGGAGACGCUGGAGCUGGUGUUCCAGGACACCAUGUACCCCGACAUCUACCUCCGGGAGAAGCUGGCGGACGCCACGCAGAUCCCCGAGUCCCGCAUCCAGGUCUGGUUCCAGAACCGGCGAGCCAAGUCCCGCCGUCAGCGGGGCCCACCCCGGCCUGGCCCCAGCCCCGCUGCCUCCGAGCCGCCGUCGGGCUUCCCUCGGCCGCGGCCCUUCGCCGCCCUGCGCGGCCCGGAGCGGCCCCGCUGCGCGCUGCCCGGCGCAGCACAGCUCCUCCCGCUCAAGGAGGAGGGAUCGGCACCCUACGAGUGGCCGCCGGCCGCCGCCUUCCCUCCCGGCCCCGGCUUCGACGGCUUCCAGCCCGGAGGGGCCGAGGCCGCCUCCUUCGCGGGGUCGCCGGCGGCCGGGCCCUACCCGUCGGGCCGUGCCUUCUGCGGGCAGUACUCGCCCGUGUCGGACGCAGAAGACACCAGCGGCUACUCGGAGUCGGGCUCGGAGUGGGAGGAGAACGCGCUCGGAGCCUUCCGAGCUCUCUGAGCGCCCGGGUCGGGGGUUAAAGCUACACCCCCGGGCUUGAGAUGAAGCUCUCCCCCGCCAGACCCGGUCCUGGGGUGCGCUGCUGGAGCGGGGAGCGGGCACCCACCGCGCUACCUCACCCUGCCCUGCGACUGUGCACUUUAUCCGGUGGUAACUGAUUUCACCUAUUUAUUUAAGAGAUACGGGUCAGGGCCGUCAGCUGAGGGCAUCUUUUUACACUGUAUUUAAAGAUUUCUGCUAGCACGUUUUGUAUUUCUAUUUUAUCUUUAGUCAAACAAGC